This is a messenger RNA of Aureobasidium subglaciale EXF-2481, 1799 nucleotides long. RefSeq lists its product as uncharacterized. The record is from RefSeq and is a predicted model, not a curated record. The transcript is spliced from 2 exons. Gene Ontology annotation, biological process: NAD+ catabolic process; NADP+ catabolic process. NCBI's taxonomy places the organism in Eukaryota, Fungi, Ascomycota, Dothideomycetes, Dothideales, Saccotheciaceae. Gene Ontology annotation, cellular component: cytosol. Gene Ontology annotation, molecular function: metal ion binding; NADH pyrophosphatase activity. Bases 334 to 1602 code for a protein of 422 amino acids.
UUGUGGUCAGUCUUGUAGUAAAUGGUAAAUGUGUGGAGAGACAUACGUAGAAGCGACUCAUGACUGCGAGAAAGGAGUGGAUACGCGACAGCGAGGUGUAUGGUGAUUGUCGCAAACAAUGUAACAGUAUGGACACAAAAGGUCCAGGUAUACAGAUGGAUAAGAUAAGAUUGGGUUUCCACCAUCUCCGCGAUAUGGAUGACCAAUAACCGAGGCCCCAGUGACGACAUGUUGAUCGACUUUGUGCAGAUACAGCAGUUGAAAGAGCCUCUUCGUGUCCUUUCUCCGUCUUGUAUAGUUGCAAAGAUUUGAAGUUGCAACAAUAGCAAAAAGAUGCCUAUACCUGCUCUCCCUCAGCCCGCACACGCAGAGCUCGAUUCAAUGUUGACGAGGAAGUUUGGCAAGGAAGUUGCCAAUUACUUUGCUGGCAAUCCGUUGAACCGCUUUGGCUUCCUCCGCAGCGACAAUGUCUUUCUCUCUGGGGCUCUCAGACACCCCUCGACCAAGUUCCUUCCUUGCAACAACCUACAGCCAUUGACAAAGGACAAGGCCAACCUCGCCUACGUCCAGUACAAGCAUGUGCAACCCAUCAUUGGCGAGGAUCCUUAUGCCAUUCCCGAGGACAAGAUGAUCGAGACGUUCAACUCAAAGACCUUCAUCCCCCAGAUGAUCUUCCUCGGUCUGGACGAGUCCGUCAAGGAGAACUCAUACAGCUACGAAGCAAAGAAUGCCGUCCACCAGGGAACCCCCUACUUCGCCAUCGACGUCACUCCCAAGGAUCCCUUGACCCAACAAUGCAACGACCUGAUCAAGUCCCUCGAAGACAAGAACCUCACCUUCCAACAAGGCCGCUCUAUGGACCUCGUAGCAGGCGAUGCAGCAAUCUACGCAGAAGCCCGCCAGCUCCUUGACUGGAACAUGCGCAACCCCUUCUGCGCACAAUGCGGUCACCCUACUCUCAGUGUCAACGGCGGCUUCAAGCGCACCUGCCCACCCACAGACGCAAGCUCCCUCCCUGCCACCGCCCUCUCCACCUCAAACACCCCGGCCUCCUCCAUCGACCGCCCCGCCUGCGCAACCAGAAAAGGCGUCUCCAACCUCUCCUUCCCCCGUACCGAUCCGACCAUCAUCGUCGCCGUCGUGAACCACGCAGGCGACAAACUUCUCCUCGGUCGUAGCAAGCGUUUCCCAAAGUACUGGUACUCUACCCUCGCCGGCUUCUGUGAACCCGCAGAGUCAAUUGAAGAAGCCACGCGCAGAGAAGUUUGGGAAGAAGCUGGUAUCCAUCUCGGUCGUGUGAUCAUUCACUCCACUCAACCAUGGCCGUAUCCUGCAAACCUCAUGAUUGGAGCCAUCGGCCAGAGUGUUCCUGAAGGCGAAAAGAUUGAUCUUGGCAAUGACCCAGAGUUGGAGGAUGCAAAGUGGUUCACCUUUGACGAGGUAAGGACGGCAUUGAGAGUUGGCACUAGUGGAUUGGACGAGGGCCCGAAGCCAGAGUACAAGGAGGGUGAUUUGAGAUUGCCGCCAGAGACUGCUAUCGCCCAUCAGCUUAUUAGUGCUGUUGUGGAAAAGGGCUUUGUGGCUGCUGCUCCCAAGAUUUAAGAUGGGGUUCAUCUUAGACGUCUAUAUUCUUGGAAGAAUUGGAAAGAUGUAGAUUGGAUAUAUCGAGAAUCGCCAACUACAAAUAUACUUUGGUGACAUGCAAAAGCCAAAAAGUGAAACUCAGAAUACAAGUCAUGUCUACACGGCUGUUCUCGACUCUCACGAAAGCCUCGCGCAAUACUCGUAGAUUCUCAAAU